Molecule: messenger RNA, 1206 nt
Organism: Iphiclides podalirius (scarce swallowtail)
Lineage: Eukaryota; Metazoa; Arthropoda; Insecta; Lepidoptera; Papilionidae
Source: the annotation of a GenBank genome assembly
AUGCAAGUUAUUUCUACCAUGGGAAGACAUAAAGAAUGGCGAAAGGUAGCAAAAAAAGAACGCAGGAGAAGAAUACGCACGGAAAAUGCCAAAAACCUAGAUCUUGUUACAAAUUUGACAGCAGAAGAAUAUAAUAAUUGGCUUAUAAGUGAAAAAGCAAUGGAAACAAUCGAAAUGGAGCAAAUUGAAAUUACAAAUAAGGAAGAGAAUGAUAAAUGGAUUAAGGCCGAAAUAAUGUUCAUGGAGAAGUUAAAACGACUUGAGGUUACUAACACAAUUUUAAAAAUAAAAAAGCAGCAGGAGGAAGCUAAACGUAAAUUAGAAUGGGAGUUAGAACAGAAAAAAAGACAAGAAGAAGCACAGAGGUUAAAGGAAAUUGAAGAGGAGAAUAUUAGAAGACAAAAAAUAUUUAUGGAAAAUUUAGAAAAUUUUUUAAAUGGUGAUUCUGAAAAUCCUCCACCUGAAUUGCUUGUAGUCAGAGAAACAAAGCCAAAAAUGGAGCUAUGUCCGUUUUUUGCAAAAACUGCAUGCUGUCGUUUUGGAGACCAGUGUUCAAGAAACCAUAGAUAUCCUGCUAUAAGUAAAGUACUAUUAGCCACAAAUUUUUAUUUACAUUUUGGACUAGACAAUUCUGAUGUUACUGAAUAUGACACUGAUAUUAUGUUGGAAUAUGAUGAAAAUGACACAUACAAAGACUUUAAGGAUUUCUUUUUUGAUGUUCUUCCAGAGUUUGAAAAAUUUGGUAAAGUUGUGCAAUUCAAGGUGUGUUACAACUUCGAGAAACAUCUACGAGGAAAUACAUAUGUAGAAUAUUCCGAUUUGCGAAGCGCUGUUACAGCAUAUAGGGCAUUACACUCACGAUGGUAUGGUGGAAGACAAUUAUCAUUGCAAUUCUGUGAAAUAAAUUUGUGGAGGAGGGCUAUAUGUGGUUUACACCCUCAGAGACGAUGUCCGAAAGGUCGAUCCUGCAACUUCUUGCAUGCUUUUAAGAAUCCAAAUGAUUUAUUCUCCGACUACAAUGAAUAUGGUGAUAGACAAAAAAGAACAUCGCCUCGUUCUUGGCGAUGGUCAGCAUCACCAGAAAGAGAAUGCUCGCCGAGAAGAAAACGCUCGAGUUCAAGACAUAAAAAAGAAUCUACCAAACGUCGAAGUUCUUCAAAAGACGCAAGAGAUAAAGACAAAAAGACCUCGCGCAGAAAGAAAAAA